Messenger RNA from Poecile atricapillus (Black-capped chickadee), 7577 nucleotides. RefSeq names its product dpy-19 like 4 (gene DPY19L4). Gene Ontology annotation, molecular function: mannosyltransferase activity. NCBI's taxonomy places the organism in Eukaryota, Metazoa, Chordata, Aves, Passeriformes, Paridae. The transcript has 19 exons. The coding region runs from base 78 to 2372 and encodes 764 amino acids. The record is from RefSeq and is a predicted model, not a curated record. Gene Ontology annotation, cellular component: nuclear inner membrane.
CCCCCGCGCUCCGCAGCCGCAGUUCCGGCGGCGGGAGGAAGCGCGGGGCCGCUCCGCUCCGCUCCGCUCGCCGGGGGAUGCGGGAGCAUUCCCGCCCCCGCGGCCGGCGGGAGGCGGGCGGCGGUGGCGGCGGCGCGGCCGGGGCGGACGCGUCGCCCCGCAGCGAGCGGCGGGGGGACCCAGCGGCGGGCGGCGGGCACAGGCCGGCGAUGGAGGAAGGGGCAGCAGACCUGCGAGAGAGAAAGAAACAAAACAGCACAGAAUCUGACAAAAUGGUUCCAGAGGAGAGAAACAAAGAAAAUUCAAAGCUGGGAAGGUCGCCAAAAUAUAUGUUAAUCCAGCGUUUUGCAAAGCUUUUCUUUGGCUGUCUCGCAGCAGUCACCAGUGGGAUGAUGUAUGCUGUGUACCUCUCCACAUAUCAUGAACGGAAAUUCUGGUUUUCCAGCAGGCAGGAACUUGAACGAGAAAUUACAUUUCAGGGUGACAGUGCCAUUUAUUACUCAUUCUAUAAAGAACUGCUAAAGGCUCCUUCCUUUGAAAGAGGUGUUUAUGAGUUGACACACAACAAUAAGACAGUAUCACUGAAGACCAUAAAUGCUGUUCAGCAAAUGACUUUGUACCCAGAGUUGAUUGCCAGUGUUUUAUAUCAAGCAUCUGGUAGCGAAGAAGUUAUUGAACCAGUGUAUUUCUACAUUGGUAUAGUUUUUGGACUGCAGGGAAUUUAUGUGACUGCAUUGUUUGUAACCAGUUGGGUUAUGAGUGGGACUUGGCUGGCAGGAAUGCUGACUGUAGCAUGGUUCAUUAUUAACAGGACAGAUACAACAAGAAUUGAUUACUCUAUACCAUCAAGAGAAAAUUGGGCUUUGCCGUAUUUUGCAUGUCAAGUAGCAGCUCUCACAGGCUAUUUAAAAAAGAACCUAAACUGUUCUGCUGAGAAGUUUUGUUACCUUUUGGUGAAUGCCUCAACAUAUACCUUCAUGAUGAUGUGGGAAUACAGUCAUUAUCUCCUGUUUGUCCAGGCUAUUUCUCUUUUCCUGCUGGACAGCUUUGCCCUAGCACAGACAGAGAAGGUGCAUGAGGUAUACAGAAUCUACCUGUUUUCUCUCAUUGGGGGCUACCUUCUGCAAUUUGAAAAUUCAGCCUUACUAGUGUCACCAUUACUGAGUCUUGUGGUAGCUUUAAUGUUCUCCAAAUCCCUUCAGAUGAAUAUGAAAAAAAGUACCUUUGUGUCAAGAUUGUUGAAAAUAAUGUAUAUUUAUUUGGUACUUACGGUAGCAGUGACACUAAACUUCUUAUUAAAGAUGUUCAUUCCUCAUAAAGAAAAUGAGCAUUUGCUGAAGUUCAUUGAAGUAAAACUUGGCUUAAACACAACUAAGAAUUUUACAAUGAAUUGGCUCCUUUGUCAAGAAUCUCUUCAGGCACCCUCCCAAGACUUUUUUUUGCGACUAACACAGUCAUCACUGUUGCCUUUUUAUAUUUUAGUAUUAAUUAUCUGCCUUUUUUCAGUAACUCAGGUCAUUUUUAGGAGAAUUUGUGGUGAACCACUGAAAGAGACAGUUAAACUUGAGGAUGGUCGAAUUGGAGAGAGGCCAGAAAUAGUUUAUCAUGUAAUUCACACAAUUUUGCUUGGUUGUCUAGCAAUGUGUUUGGAAGGAAUGAAAUAUCUAUGGACACCUUAUGUUUGCAUGCUUGCUGCAUUUGGUGUGUGCUCUCCUGAACUUUGGAUGACGCUUUUCAAGUGGCUUCGACUGAAAGCUGUGCACCCAAUACUGCUGGCUCUUAUUCUGAGUAUGGCAGUUCCCACUAUAAUUGGAUUCAGCUUGUGGAAAGAGUUUUUCCCUAGAAUAAUGACAGAGCUUACAGAACUGCAAGAAUUCUAUGAUCCUGAUACAGUAGAACUUAUGACAUGGAUAAAACGACAGGCUCCUGUGGCUGCAGUGUUUGCAGGCAGCCCACAGCUCAUGGGUGUGAUUAAGCUCUGUACAGGAUGGAUGGUGUCGAGCUUGCCUUUGUAUAAUGAUGAUGAUCUUCUGAAAAGAAAUGAGAAUAUUUAUCAAAUCUAUUCAAAGAGGUCAGCUGAGGAUAUUUACAAGAUACUCACAUCUUACAAAGCCAACUUUCUGGUAAUUGAAGAUUCAAUUUGCAAUGAAGUGGGACCUGUAAGAGGAUGUAGAGUUAAAGAUCUGUUGGAUAUUGCUAAUGGUCAUGUGGUUUGUGAGGAAGGUGACAACUAUGCCUACUCAAAAUAUGGACGAUUUUGUCAUGAAAUCAAAAUGAACUAUUCUCCAUAUGUGAAUUAUUUCACUCGAGUAUACUGGAAUAGAUCCUACUUUGUAUAUAGAAUCAACACUGUGAUAUCCUUCCAGUCAUGAAAAAGCAUGCAAGCUUCUUUCUGAGGAUUGAUUGUGAAUGAAUUUCAGUUGGAAAAGUUCCUUUUGAGCAAGGAAGUUUAUUUUUGCAGAUAGAUGUGCACACAUGCAGUGUACUGACAGUUUUAUUCUACCAAACUGAAAUUCUUUGAUCUACAGAUCAGCAGACACAUACACCAUCCUUGAAGGAAACGGGAACAUUUAUCAGUUUUACAGGCUCUAUAAUGUGUUACAGUCUUCCAUGUUUUUACAUUUUUCUUCCCAUUAUAAAUCAUCUUAAUCUUCAUGUAAAUGAAAUUUCUAACUUUUGUGUUAGAGAGUUGGUAUGCGUAGACUUCAGUAAAUACAGCAAAAUUAUUUUAAGAGCUCAUUUAAGUCAUAUAGCUUUUAAUUUUUAGCAGGAAAGCAAUCACUAUCCCAAGUCUUUUCAAGUAAGUGUUUGGAUUUUUGGUCUGGGGUUUCUAUUUGUUUUGUUUUAAUUCUUCCCGUCUUCCAUGGUAAACAUUCCUGUGUUUAUCAAAUACACAUUUAUACAUCUUCCAUGUAGUUAUAUAGUUUGUAUAAAUCAAAUAAGGAAGAUUUUACUUAAACAACACUUCCACAGAUUAAGGCACUGAUCUCUACAGUGUUGUCUCUGUUGUCUACAGAGACAUGUUGGUGGAAAUGCUAGGAAUUGACCUAACAAUAGGAGCUGACAAGCUGAGCUCUUCAGUUUGGAAAGAACUUGUUUUCAACAUUUUUCCACACUUAAGUGUGUAUGUAUGUAUGCAUCAGUGUGUCUUUCUUAGCAGCUACCAGAAUGGGCCAGUAUACCACAGUAUGCCAUACUUGUUUUCAGGCAGGUGUAGCAGGACAACCAGGUUUGCUACUGAGACUUCUGCACUUCAGUUUCACCCUGUCUGUGUGCUGGGGUGUGUGUGUGUGUGUGUGUGUGUGUGUGUGUGUGUGUGUGUGUGUGUGUGUGUAGGGAUGAGUGAUACUCAUUUCAUUCAACUUAUUAUGCAAUAGGUAUAUUAAGAUAGUGCCAUAACUGUCAUUUAAAACACUAUAAUCACCACCAUUAAUAAAUAAUGGUACAGAUGUUUAUAGCUAUUUUUAUAUCAAUUAUGCAAAUACACAGAUUCUUGAAAAUUUGGGAAAGUACUCUGCAGUUUUGCUUCCCUCUAAAAUUUGUCUUUGUUACAUGACCCUCUUUGCCUCUACAACUCCUUUUCUUAACAAAUUAUCUGUUCAUUCUGUUUGUUGCUGGCUGAUAGACUUUCAAGAAAAUGAAUGAUGUUUUAGUUACAACUCUGGGCUUAAACCUAGUGAUGAGAGUGGAAACUCCAAUAAAAGGUAACAGUAGCAUUGCUUAAUGUAGGUGUAACUGGACAAAAAGCCAGCGCUAAGUUUUGGAAGAAGUUGCUCACCCCUUAGGAGUUACCUGCAGUUACAAACUAAUGUAACACUUGGCCCAGAGAUCAGUCUAUCAGGCAUGUGGGAAGGAUCCUUUCGAGCACAGAUGUCUUUAAUGAAGGAUAUGGCAAAAUAGGAUGAACCCUUAGCUGAAAAUUCUGCAAACCAUUCUGCAAGUGGAAGCUGCGAAACAAUCCUUAUGGCCAAUUGGAGAUUUUAACUCUGAAAUUAUUAGGAACUGCAGCAUGUUGUUGUAUGUGCAUGAUUCUUCUCUGCUUAUGCAGAUACACUUGCUUACUUUACACUGACACAUAGUUCUGAGAUUUUUUUAAACUGUUACCACUUUUGGAGUGAUUUAAAGGAAAAAAGCUUUAUUGUUGUAAAAGCCAACAUGUCUGUAAUUUGGUUUUUACUUUCGGUUAUAUUUUUAGGCCUACAAGUCUUGACAAAAAUUAUGCAUUUUGUUUGAAACCGAUGUUCAGAUUAAUCCAUUGAAUUAUGGGAUGCUGUCACUGAGAAACAUCCAUAUAACUGAGUUACAAGUUACAAGUAAAUAUCCUUUCUGGGCAUACAGGCAUUGUGUUUGGGAUAGUGUGGGCCUGUGUGUCUGCUGGAGUGCAGGCUGCAUUUAUUUGCUUAUGCACAAGUGCAUAUUUUACUGCACUGGGCUGUUUCAGACUGCUCAAUUACCAUAUACCAACAGAAGUUUGUGUAUUAACUUGAGCUAUGGCAGGCCUGCAGGAACUCCCUCUGUAUGUGUGGGUAUAGAUGUAGUAUUUGGAAGUAAGUUUAGAGUUCCUUUUUCAACUUAAGUUUGUUUGAGUCACUGUCAAGGAAUUACAUGUCUGUGUGUCGGUCAUUUAAUCUCUUGAAGUUAGUAAUUCAUGAAUAUCACUUCAUAUCAGCAAUAAGGCAUCCCAGGUGCAAACUUCAGGGUUACAACUGUACUUGGGUAGAUGAGGUCGCAGAGCUUACGGCUUCAUGCCUUAGACUGCCAUGCCAAGAUGCAACAUUCAACUGUCCUUGACUGCCUGUUGAGUUUUACUGUAAUGUUGUGCGUGUUACCACAUAGAAUAUAGUUUGAACACCUACAUGUAGAGCACACAUAUUAAGAAAACCACAAAUGAGGCUACCCAUACAUCUAAACAAAACUGUCUUGUAGCACAUUGGCCUUUAUACAUGUUUAAAUGAACGAGUUGAACUUUAUUUGAACUGUGACUUAGUUAUUGCUAUUAGUUUUGUCAUAGUUUUUAAGAUGUAUUCUUGAUACUUCAAUUGAUUCUGCUUUAGGAGAAUCAUUUAAGAUUUUUACCUUGCUUUUUAUAUUAGAGAAAAUUAUAUUGCAGCACUGUUGGCACAGCAGCCUUAAGUAACAGAAGGAGCCUUUUAUUUGGGAGAACAUUGUGGUUGUUCCUGUAAAAAGGCAUAAUUGAAAUGAGUGAAUGAAAGAGUCAUAUCUUACAAAGAAAGUGAAUUAAUUUCUUAUCCAGCUAUGGACUAGCAAAAAUGCUGUCUAAUCUCCAGCUUCUGUGAAAAAUACUAAAUUCCAGUGAUAUCCCUCAGUGGGACAACAGUAGGGCAUAAUUACGCCAGCCUUGUGCAGAAAACCCUGGCUUGGUUUUCAGCCAGAUCACAGGUUUAACUCCCUGAAAGGGUUGUGGGAAAGUUUUACAAAUUUUGAUCUGCUUUGCUGUAGAUGUUGCAAUUUGGUUGAAACAUGUGCCUUGCAAGCUCUUAUUAAACAAACAAAAACCUCAAUUCAUGUUUCUUUUUGUGAAGAUUUUUUUUUAAAUUCCUGUCCUUCUGAUUUCUAGAGUUUCUGUUGUGUCUUAAUAUGCCAGCCUCCGAGGAUGCCCAAGUGGUGCAGCUGGGAUGUGUGCCAGCCAUCUAACAGCUGUUCACUGGGAAGAAUGAGAAUUUGCAUAGCAAUUUGUGUGACUAUUCUGCUGGCUUAUUUCCUCCUUCAGUUUCACUUUCUGAUAUACUUGAUCUUAGUAAAUGCAGAAAAAUUACCUUGAAAGAAUAAAUUGUAUAGUAUUUUCAGGCACCCACCUGUUAUCCUUGAACUUGGGAAUAGAAGUUUGACCAACCCACAGCUAAACUAACAUACGCAGUUUUGUCUUAAUCUUAAAAAAAUGCUCUUUCACUUCCUGAAUUACCACAUACUUGAACUCAGAUUUGACAGGGCUUGAGACUAAGGAAAGGUAUUUUUGAGCAUAAACUUCUAUUCAUUUUAUUUAAAAAAUAAUUAAUUUUUUUCCAAAGUAAAUGGAGAUAAAAUUUAAUACAACACAAUCUUAAAUACAUUUUCCAUGGGGAUGGGGAAUAAGGAGAAGAUACACAAAUGUGGAAGAAAGAUGGCCAAAAGGUUUCACAGGCAUUGAAAAUUCUUCCAGCUAUUUGCUCUGGUGGCAUAACUAUUUACUGAAAGGUAGAGGCUAGGGACCAGUUCUUGUUCUUAUCACCUUAUUUUCACUAAGUCAUCUUCAAGUGUCCAGACCUUGUGACAUACCAUCAGCUUUUCCAUGCAAUUCACGAGAAAAGGAGCUGCAACAUCUGGUUGUAGGGAUUGUAAGGUAACCCUGCAAUCCUUACUUAAAACUUCAUAUAACCUGUCCUUUAACCAAAACUCCAACAGAAGAAAGUGUAGGCUGUGCUUGUGGGUGUGUGGGCAUGUGCACACAUGAUGUGUUUGCAUUUACAGGUGUCUGUUUUACUAUUGUGUUUUGGAGAUGGAAUGAGGAACUUCUCUUAGCAGUAAUGGUGAUUGAAUCUGUAAGGCUGGUAAAUAUUGAUGGGCAGGUGGACUCCGGAGUACUGUGGUAUUGGAGAUGAAAGAGAAGCGGAAUUUUAUUCCAACACAAGCAAUAUUUCAUGUGAAAUAGUACCUCAACAUAAAUCUGCAUAAUCAUGCUUUAAUACUCUUUUUAAAACCUAACUAUAGAGGGGGAGAAAGUGGAAAUUCUAAGACAUAUAUUGUGUGUUAUCUUAAUAAUCUUUUCUACUUCAUCAGUACAGCUGAAAAAGCAAUCGCCAUUAUGUUGCUGCACUCUAACUAUGCCAAAUGCAGAGCUAGUGAUGCCUAAAGGUCUUCUGAAUUGUUUUGUACCUCAAUGUGUUUACAUGUAAUUAAUCUGGCAAUGGUUUUGGUUUCAGCACAGUUAAAUGUAUUUCUGCCUUUCAAGUGAUGUUUAAGGUUACCUAUUUAUUUGAUGGGACAGAAGGUUUAAUGCCUUUCAAAGUUUCAAACUUGUUUACUUCAAUAAUGCAGAAGAAUUAUUGGUGGUGCUUUACUUGUUAACAGUGACAUUUAGCAGUAGUGUGUAUGGCACAUGGACUUAUCCGUGUGCAGCUAUUUAAUAACAAGUCUAAGGAAUACAAUUCCUUUUACCCUGUUUGUUGUCUUGGACAGUUUUUUAUGAAAAUAAUGUAUACAUAGUAAAUAUUUUUCUCUUGUAAUUUUUUUUCUUUCUGUGGAAAAAAAAUUAAUAAAAGCCAAGUCCAGAAAGUAUGAAUUGUUUGGGACACAAACCAUUUUAUCCUUUGAGAAGACAAGGGAAGACUGUGCUGCAUAGCUCAAAUAUCUGUCUUGAUGGGCAGCAUAAACAGUCUCGCAGCUCUUGAGGACAAGCAGCCUGCUCAGACUGGAUCCAUAUGUCAUGCUGACUGUGACUGCCUGUUGAGACAUACUUGUGUGAGGAUGAACAGCAAAAUGUGAGCUGCUUCAUAUGGAAUUACUGAACUCUGUGACUUUCUCCCUAAAGAUCCUCCUACAGCAAGCAUGUCACCUGGAAAUAAAGUGCUAUGCAACAU